AUGUCUGACCAAAACUUAACACAUAUCAAUUUCUGUGCUAUAAAUCGUUUUCAAUCAUCAUACAAUGCAUUAAAUACCAUGCGAAGGAAAAAUGAAUUUUGCGAUAUACAAUUUUUAGUUGGAGAAAUAAAAAUAUCAGCUCACAAAGCUAUAUUAUCUUCUCACAGUAGUUAUUUUAAUGACAUGUUUAAUGGAAAUUUCAAAGAUUCUAAAUUAUUGGACAUUAAAAAUGUAGAAAUCACUCCUAGUUCAUUUGAACUAUUAAUAGAUUUUCUAUAUACAUCUCAAAUUACAAUAAAUUAUUACAAUGUGCAGGAAUUAUUAAUAGCAUCACGUUUUUUAAUGCUCAAUGAUGUGGAAAAGGAAUGUUUAAAAUAUUUAGAACAAAACAUUGAUAUUGGAAACUUUAUGACAGUAAAAAGAAUUGCUGAUAGGAAUGAAAUAAAAGAUUUACAUGAAUUAUUUCUGUCAUAUGUACUAAAAAACUACAAUAAUGUUGUCAAGUCAAAUACAUUUUUAUCAUUUUCGUUUGAAUUGAUGAUGGAACUUAUUCAGAGUGAUGACUUACAUGCAGAAGAAGAAGAGGCUUAUGAAUCUAUUAUGAUGUGGUUAAAACAUGAUCUAAAAGAACGUUUAAAAUGUCUGCCUGAGUUAUUUAAGUCCAUUCGGUUAAGUUUAAUGUCAAUUGAUUAUUUAGAUGAUAUUGUUCAAGAAGAGGAACUUAUUAGAUCUGAUAUUACGAGUAUGAAUUACUUAUGUAAUGCCUAUAAAGUAGUUCACCGGCAGGAAAAGUCAUCAGUUGAUGUAUUAUCAUCGACUUUCAAUAUUACAUAUCGAAAAUCCAGUAAGAAAUUACAGUCAUAUCUAGAGAAAGAAAAAAGUGUUGAAAAUGAUGAUGAAGACAUAGAAGAGCAAGAAUCAAGUGUUGAAAUUUAUGCCGGAGAAUGUGAAGACACAGAAGAUGAUGGCUAA
Molecule: messenger RNA, 972 nt
Organism: Macrosiphum euphorbiae (potato aphid)
Lineage: Eukaryota; Metazoa; Arthropoda; Insecta; Hemiptera; Aphididae
Source: the annotation of a GenBank genome assembly